AACGUUAUGAUUCAAGUAUUCGACCGUUGCAACAUCCAUCACCCCACUAAAACUUGAAACAUCUACUUAACCAUAUAUUAAGCUGUUCUCCUUCAUCAAAUUAUUUCUGUCGAUAGAUCGAUUUUUUUUCUCUCUUCUAUCUACAAUGGCAAAUCCAUCCGAAGCUUCACAACCCCUACAAGAAUUAAACCAAUCAAUAGUUGGCUGCAAAACGCCUCCUCUUCCAAAUCAUCAAAAAUUGGAAGAAAUUCAAAAUUCUGCUAAUCAUAUUCAUGAUAACUGCAAGUGCAAAGUUUCAGCAGGAUUAGGCACUCCAGACCGCCUUAAACUCCCUAAACCAUUCAAAUUUCCAGAGAGGUAUACCAGUCCAACAGACCAUAUGAUAUCUCCAAUAUCUAAGGGUCUUCUUGCUCGAAGCAGGAGGAGCGCUCUCUUGCCACCCUCCAUAAUCCAGUCCAAGAUUCAUGAACUACGAUGUGCAAACGUGGAGCAAAAUAAGCUGCACGUCGAACAAUGAAUUUGAUAUAAGACCUCAGCAGCUCCUAUUUUUGCUCAAUUACAUAUACAUGGGUGUUAAAAGUGGCCCGUGAUCAAUCUGUUGAUGUAGCUGUUAUCUCCAUGAAGCUCUCCCAUUAAGUCCACGUACAAUCAGCCAUCACUCCGUAAGUUCAAUGUGGAUUUACUGAAUGGCCAUUCAGUUUCCAAUCUCCCUAGAAUCUAGGAUUUGCAGCCUGAUUUUCCGUUUCCUUUUUUCAGAGCCCGGUUUGUUAUUGCAUUACUUCAGCAAUUUAAUUCUGACAACCUGUAGAACAACAACAAACAAGUACUCUAACUAAUAUCAUGGAACUUAUUUUUAUUCAAAAGAAUAUUAUAUGUUAUUAGGUUAAUUCAAAGCAAUUCAUAACAUUAAGAUAAUUAAUUUAAAUAACUUGACUAGGUUAAACUCAUAACCAAUUCUCCACAAGUUAUAAUUAAAUUAAUUAUUAACAAAAGAAUAUAAAUUAAUUUAUAUGCAAAGAUUAAAACAUUAAGAUAAUCUAAGUCUACAAAUAAAUCCUAAUUAAGAUAAUUAAUUCUAGACUCAAUAAUAUAUUAUUUGUCGUCAUUAAAACAGUGAAUACGACAAUAUUUUCCCUUUUUUAUGAUGGUAAAUAAUUGGCAAAAAAGUUAAAGAAAAUAAUGAAAGAAAGAAAUAUGAAAUUUAUAAAAAAAAAAUAAAAAGAAAAUAAUGAAAGAAGAAAAGAAAACUAAGACUCUUAACUAAGACUCUAAGACUAAGACUCUAAACUGUGACUAGGGACAGAGACACGAUUAUUAUGAAAGGCAACAGAUAUUAGCCAUCCAAACAUUCCAAGAGUAAGAAAAGCAGGAACAGGCAUAAUAAAUAUAUUAGUAAUAGAGUUUAAAUGGUUAAAAGAUAAGAAGAAUAAAUUUGAUAAAAGAGGAUCAUAGAUUGUUUAGAAUCUCUUGUGAUACCACAAGAUAAAGCAAAAUAUAUGGAGAUGUAAUUGUUCAAAAAUUUAUACAAGCCCAAAAUAAAAUGAAAUAUUAUAGUCUUAAUUAAGAGGGACUGGGAUCAGGGAAGUUCAUGGAUUGGAAAGGAGGCAGCAACAAAAUCGAUUUUGGUGCAGAUGUUGGAGGCUCCCUUGUUGAUAGCUUGGAGAAGCUGAUCAUGUUGAACAUCUUGAUGAGCAAUCCGAGCCUCUAAGUUUUGCACCCUUGUUCCCAGCAGUGCAAUGGAAGAUUGAAUCUCCUUCAACAGUCCAUGAAGACCAGCAAUGGAUAAAAGAGGAAAAUCAAUAGCUUGAGAAGCUACUCCUUGAGGAAUUGGAUCCUCAUCCAGGUCAAUCAUAAUGUCACUAACCUGGUUCCUCCUGGACUCUACCAGUCUCUGACUCUUCCCGAUCGAUUGCUUGACCCCAGAACCUAGUUCCUCUUCUCUCUCCAUCAUUCCAGCAGUUUCAACAUCCUUCUCUAUCUUCACAUCAUUAAAUUAACAGCUUGAGAAGCUGCUCCUUGAGGAACUGGAUCCUCAUCAGUGGCAGAGCCAGGAUUCUCAAAGUGGGGGGACAAAAUUAGACCGUCAAGUAUUCGGAAAAAAUAUUAGAAAAAAAAACAAUACAACACAAAUGGUUUAAUACUAAAUGUUU
Messenger RNA from Beta vulgaris subsp. vulgaris (sugar beet), 2150 nucleotides. RefSeq lists its product as uncharacterized. The transcript is spliced from 4 exons. Bases 146 to 517 code for a protein of 123 amino acids. The record is from RefSeq and is a predicted model, not a curated record. Lineage: Eukaryota; Viridiplantae; Streptophyta; Magnoliopsida; Caryophyllales; Amaranthaceae.